Molecule: messenger RNA, 1202 nt
Organism: Oncorhynchus nerka (sockeye salmon)
Lineage: Eukaryota; Metazoa; Chordata; Actinopteri; Salmoniformes; Salmonidae
Exons: 3
Coding region: 92-1057 (321 amino acids)
Source: RefSeq, a predicted model, not a curated record
GCAACAAUGUGGACCAAUGUCAUGAACAUGGGCCUACAAAAUCCUACGCCACAAUUAAUGAAGUUAUAGGCUAUGAUAAAAGCAAAGUGUCAUGAAACGACAUAUUAAAUGUUGUGCGAAAGAAGAACAGGAUCGACUUUCAACUGCACAUUUAUUGGAGGUCGGCGAUGACUGUGUUGAUUACUAUGAUCAAACAGAGAGCAAUGGCGGAGUCGGUGCCUGGUCGCAAGAUGCAUGUAGUUACAGGAUUGAUAUUUGCACCAAGGGCAAACUGUCCGGAAAAAUAAUUUCAUAUCAGAGAAGAGAGUGUGCAGAGAAUACAUGUGAUGUCAUAUCGCAAUCUCAGCAUUACAACGACCCUGAGCGGUUCAUUGAACAAUUCAGACGUGACAGAUUGCGCCGUUUCCCCUGUCACACACAUAUCCCUACACAUCCGGGGACAUGGGUGGUGCUGAAAAGCUGCGAGGAAGAGCCCUUCGAUUUUACCAUGCCACCAAUCAGAGGUAAAAACAACAGCGCUACUGGAGACUACUUGGAGCAACAAUAUGCACUUAUAUCUGAAAAAAGAGACACGUUUUCCAAACACAAACAGACGGAUGAAUGUAAAAAGUUAUCUUCUGCAUGUGUUCAAGAUGAUGAAAUGCUCUGUUUUACCUGCCACACUAUGCUAAGGUCAUUUCAAAAUUGUGGAGACAAGGAGCUGUCCUACUAUGAGCCAAAUGGCACAGUCUACUCACCUAUCAACAACAUGGGCAUCAAGCUGCUGACAGUGCAGCAAACACACACCUCGUUGGACGCCUUGCGGAGGAACCAGCGACUCAGGAGCAGCGCUGUCAUCAGGAGGCACCCACGAGCCAAUAAGAGUGCCACCUUAGGGGACAUCUCCCUGUCAACAUUCAAAAACAACGUGGUGUGGUGUAACGGCUAUCGAGAGACCUCUUCCAUGCAGGCCGCCGCUCUCCCUGAUGUUCCCAGUUCUUCAUCCAAGAAAGGAAACAAUAAGGCUAAUCCUUUUACGGUCAAAGGGUUGAGAAGGCUCCCGUCAAGUCAGAAGUAAGUCCUGCAAAAGACAAUGCCAGAGUUGAGCUCUUAGAGUGAAGCUCUAAACUGUUCUUUAAAGCACAUCAGUCCAUUUUUUUAAACAGUUUUCCCAACUGGGAUAAUAAAGUGAUUGAUUGAUUGACUGUGAUUGAUGUGUUUAU